CUGCAGUGCCGACGGUGACGGUGAUUGGCUGUAGUGCUGACGGUGACGGUCGCUGGGCCUGGAAUAACCGACUGGAGCCUGGAACGGUUAAUCCAGAAAAAAAUGGCUGGAAGCUUUUAUUUUGUUAUAGUUGGUCACCAUGAUAAUCCUGUCUUUGAAAUGGAAUUUCUUCCAGCAGGUAAAAUGGAACCCAAAGAUGAUCAUCGACACCUUAACCAGUUUAUAGCGCAUGCUGCCCUUGACUUGGUGGAUGAGAACAUGUGGUUGUCGAACAAUAUGUAUCUGAAGACCGUUGAUAAGUUCAAUGAAUGGUUUGUCUCUGCGUUUGUUACAGCUGGACAUAUGAGAUUUAUUAUGUUGCAUGACGUUCGGCAAGAAGAUGGAAUAAAAAAUUUCUUUAAUGAUGUCUAUGAUCUGUACAUUAAGUUUGCUAUGAAUCCAUUUUAUGAACCCAACUCCCUCAUUCGAUCAACAGCAUUUGAUAGAAAAGUUCAGUUCCUGGGAAAGAAGCAUCUGUUGAGUUGAACAUUUCUAAUUAUUAAAUGGUACUGUACUCUGUAUAUUAAAUAUGUAUAUAAAAUGUAAAAGCAGCUGGUAAUUUCACCAGUUUUGUGGUCACUUUAGUAUAUAAUGUUCAUGUUGGAUUUUCCAAUCACUAAUACUUAAAUGCAACAUAACAUCAAUUUGUAUGGAUCCUAAGUGUACAGUGUAAAUGUGCCCACUGAAAGCAAAUUUAAUUGUAAUUGGAGACGGAGUAAUUGUAAUUGGACCUAUUUUAGUCAUCAUGAAAUGGGGAAAAUUGUAAACCUGAAUGUACAUUAACUAAGGAAAAUAAUUUCUUAUUCUCAGAUUUGUUACUGUGUUUUAUGUUUACAUUUUUAACAUUGUCAUACUGGUUGUAGUCACCUUACUGCCUCAGCUGAAACAAAGAAAUGCUCAUGUUCCAACCAACCAUCUUCUCUGAUUCCAGGAUUAUUCUGUGUAACUAAAGUUAAUUUGGAGGAUAAUAUAAAAUGGCAAAUGAUGAGCUAUUGGAACUGCCCUUCUGGGUUUAAAUGUCUUCAUCUAAAGACUAUGUGCCUGUGCACUACUAUAGAUAAUCUUUGCUGACAGUUGAGGUUAGAAAACUGCAUUGCUGCUCUUUUAGAUAGACUUCGAUUUAGCAAAAUGUGUGGUUUGAAUUAUGUAAAUAAAAUCUGAUUUAAUAAAAAAAUGUAACAUAAAUGAUAAUAAAUGUGAAAUUUAGCCUUCUAGGAAAAAAUAAUUUAAUUAAUACAAAGCUGACAUAGUUGAUCUGAAAUCAUUGAUCCUACUACCUCAUCAGAAGUUAUUUUUUAAUAUAUUUGGUUUAUAAAAAUCGAUGUCAUUAAUAUUUCAAUCACUUACAACUUUAGUCAAUUCCGGCUUUAUUUUGGGCUCCCAACCAUCCCUUCGGCUUGUGAGCCUCAUGCUUAACCUCUUAUUUCCAUGGCACCAGAACACCUGCUCUUCUAACUUUCUGCCGCUUGACAUAAUUAUUGGUGCACAACGUCCUUUUCUUCCUACCCUUCAACAUGGUUUUCCUACAGCUUCAGGGAUUUUGUCUUGGUCCGGUGCUGACCUAACUGAGUUUGCAUGCUCUGCAAGAGCACGGAAUUCAAAGCAAAGGCAUUCCCUACUUCAACACAAGUUAUGUUGCACCCAACGCCUUAGGCCUCUGGUAUUAACGUAGAAUAGUACAGCCAGAAGAACAGGCCAUUUGGCCCACAAUGUUGUGCCGAACCAAUUAAAUUAGUAAUCAAUGGCUAAGGAAACUAGUCUCUUCUGCCUUCACAAUACUCAUAUCCUCCCUGUUUUCCCAAUGUCCAAAAAAUCUACUGUUUCUGCCUCUAUCACCACCCCAGGAAGCGUAUUCUGGGCACCCACCACUCUCUGUAUAGUUUUUAAAAACAUCUUGCCCCUCAUAUCUCCUGUGAAAUUACACCCUCUCACCUCAAAUGCAUGUCCACGGGUAUUAGACAGGAAAAGACAUUGUCUGUCUAAUCUGCCUAUGCCUCUUAAUCUUAUAAACCUCUAUCAGCCACGACCACUCUAGAGCAGUGUUCCCUAAGCUUUUUUUUUAGCCCAAUGCCCCGUAAAACACCUUCAUACUAGCCACACCACUCUCAGGCACAAUAAACUUUCUGGUGCCCCCAAAUGGUAAAAAUAUGUCUCCUAUGAUUCUGCUUUAAAUUUUUAUUUGUCUUUAAACCUGGCUUACUCAGUACCUGUGUGCUGUGCAGCAGCUUAAAUAUCAAUGUGAUCCUUGAGUUUGAUUAA
Mobula hypostoma (lesser devil ray) is the source of this 2298-nucleotide messenger RNA. RefSeq names its product trafficking protein particle complex subunit 2 (gene trappc2). Bases 103 to 525 code for a protein of 140 amino acids. Gene Ontology annotation, biological process: endoplasmic reticulum to Golgi vesicle-mediated transport. The transcript is spliced from 5 exons. The record is from RefSeq and is a predicted model, not a curated record. Gene Ontology annotation, cellular component: cytoplasm; nucleus; TRAPP complex. Lineage: Eukaryota; Metazoa; Chordata; Chondrichthyes; Myliobatiformes; Myliobatidae.